AUGGGCCUCCAGCGCGCCAAUGUGACAAUCAUUCACCCAGACUUGGGUAUCGGCGGCGCAGAACGGCUGAUUAUCGAUGUUGCGCUAGCCCUCCAGAACCGAGGCCACCGAGUUACGAUCUACACCUCCCACCGCGACAAAGCACACUGCUUCGACGAGGCACGCGAUGGAACGCUGGAUGUCCGCGUGCGGGGAAAUACCGUCUUUCCCGCCCACAUCUGCGGCCGACUUCACAUCCUUAUGGCUGCGUUACGCCAACUGCAUCUUACUGUGUCGCUGUUAGGCGAGCUUGGAGUGAAGGGUGAUCCGAAAGACGCAGAGGACGACCGAGACGACAUCUUCAUUGUGGACCAACUACCUGCCUGUGUACCUUUUCUGAAGUCAUUCGGCCGUCCGCGCGCAUCAAAACGCCAACGUAUUUUAUUCUACUGCCAUUUCCCUGAUCAAUUGCUCGCGCGGCGGGAUGAGGGCGGCUCGCUUCUUCGGCUGGCGAAGGUGCUUUACAGAUUCCCAUUCGAUUGGUUUGAAGGAUGGGCUAUGAGCGCCUCUGAUCGGGUCGUUGCAAACUCCAAGUUCUCUCGUGGGGUAGUACGGGAUGUGUUUGGGUCUGAUCGUCUGGGUGAUGUUGAGGUGGUAUACCCAUGUGUCGAUAUGGACAUGACGACCAAAUUGUCAGAGAAGACAAAGGAAGAUCCUUUAUGGAAUGGAAAGAAAAUAUUGCUCAGUAUCAAUCGCUUUGAGAGGAAGAAGGAUAUGGCAUUAGCGAUUCGUGCUUAUAAUGGACUUGGAGCCGAGAAGAGGAAAGGCACACGGUUGGUGAUUGCUGGUGGUUACGACAAUCGUGUUAAUGAGAAUGUUCAAUAUCACCAAGAGCUGGAUAAGCUGGCAACCGGUCUCGGGUUGAAGACGGCUACUUCCAAGACAGUCGUCUCAGCUAUUUCUAUUCCAAACGAGAUUGAUGUCCUGUUCCUGCUUUCUGUUCCUGGUGCAUUCAAAGAUACCCUACUAGAACAGUCCAAGCUCCUUCUAUACACUCCGAUCAACGAGCACUUCGGCAUUGUGCCUGUGGAAGCUAUGAAGGUUGGUCUGCCAGUACUGGCAUCUAACACUGGUGGUCCACUGGAGACGAUUGUCGAGGGUGAAACGGGCUGGCUCCGUGAUGCUCAUGCAGAUGAUGAAUGGACUGCUGUGAUGGACAAGGUUCUCUAUGGCUUGAGCCCCACAGAUGUUGAGCGCAUGGCUGCAGCAGGCAAGAUCAGAGCUGAAAACCAGUUCUCUCUGAGUGCCAUGGGUGACAGAUUAGAAGAGGAGAUUUCCAUUAUGCUUACUGGAGAGAGGCGGCCGUUUAAUGGGUGGCAGCAGGUCUUUGCCAUCCUGGCUCUGGUGGGCGCUCUCCUUGCAGUAUUUGUUGCAAUUGUUUUUCAGGCGAUAUAA
This is a messenger RNA of Penicillium nucicola, 1434 nucleotides long. Its product is annotated as GDP-Man:Man(1)GlcNAc(2)-PP-dolichol alpha-1,3-mannosyltransferase. Gene Ontology annotation, molecular function: alpha-1,3-mannosyltransferase activity; GDP-Man:Man(1)GlcNAc(2)-PP-Dol alpha-1,3-mannosyltransferase activity. The transcript is spliced from 2 exons. NCBI's taxonomy places the organism in Eukaryota, Fungi, Ascomycota, Eurotiomycetes, Eurotiales, Aspergillaceae. The record is from RefSeq and is a predicted model, not a curated record. Bases 1 to 1434 code for a protein of 477 amino acids.